CCCAAUAAUUUCAAUUCCGCAUCUCUGGGCUGUAAAUUUCAAAUUUUUUGAAAGGCGAUGGGAGUGCCGGAUCAAAGUGGGGGUGUGAAGUUAAAUGUCCGGUUUGUAGCCUGAAAGUGUUGCUACUGACACCGUGAUCAUCACUGUUCCUAAGUUGCACUUCAUUUCCUCUUCCUGAAAUCAGAAACUGAAAAUUCCUUCAAAGUUGAAUCAACCCAACCAGAAACGUCUUUGAACACAUGGAAGAGUGCAUUCAAAUCCGAAGAUACGAAGAACUUCACACCGCCAAGGAAUUCGAGUCUCUUAUUGAAGCUCAAAACGUUCCCGCUGUUUUGUGUGGUUGCAUCAAGAAUUGGAGAGCGUUCUCUCUUUGGAACCCACGGAACGGUGGCCUCGAUUACUUGCAAGAACGGGUAGGGUCUGCUAUGGUGGAGGCUAUGGUAUCUUCAUCUGCACCUAUCUUUUAUGGUGAUCUUGGAAGUCAUGAGAGGGUUCCUCUACCAUUUUCCAUGUUCCUUGAUUUGUGUAAGAAACGGAUACAUAUGCAAACUGAGCAACAACAUCAACAUUUAGAUGAUGAUCAUUCUGUUGCCUCGCAAACGGAUCACACACAACAUGAUUAUUUGUCCUUGGAAGAUGUUCCUGAACAAAUUUACUUAGCGCAGGUGCCGAUCAUGAACCGUGAUCGUGAGGAGAAGGUUCAAUUGGGAACCCUAAGGGAAGACAUUCAGUUGCCUCCCAUUUUGGGAGCAAAAGAACUGUCUUCUAUAAAUUUGUGGAUGAACAAUGCACAAUCUAGAUCAAGUACUCACUACGAUCCACUCCACAAUCUUUUGUGCAUAGUUUCUGGCCGCAAACAAGUUGUUUUGUGGCCUCCUUCUGCUAGUCCCUCACUCUACCCAAUGCCUAUUUACGGAGAAGCUUCCAAUCACAGUUUGGUUGCUUUGGAAAACCCCGAUUACUCGAUUUAUCCAAGGGCAGAAUGCUCAAUGGAGUUUGCACAAAAGGUUGUUCUGGAGGCCGGCGAUGCACUUUUCAUUCCUGAAGGCUGGUUCCACCAGGUAGACAGUGAUGAUUUGACUAUUGCUAUUAACUUGUGGUGGAGAUCCAACACAAUGUCUUGCAUGUUGGAACAUAUGGAUGCUUAUUAUUUACGCAGAAUAUUGAGAAGAUUGAUUGACAAAGAGAUGGAUCAACAACUGCUUAAGUUGGGGAUGGGAGUAACAAGGAUGUGUGUGUACAAGCUCCCGAAUAAUGGACAAGCAAGCCGCGCUGAUGAAAGUUGCAGUCAGAUGCCAAAAGAAAUGGAUUUAAAGGAGAAAAAACUUAAAGAGGGCAACACGUUGCUUGAAUUAAAACCUGCUGCAGUCCAGGUGCUUCACGAACUUGUGUCUUUAGUUCACAGCAGUGUUACCGCCAGUCAGGAUCAGCAAUCACUGUCAACUUCUAUUAAUGAUAAUGAGAAUAUAGAAGAUGAGAAAUGUGAGAAAAUAGUGUCUGCUGACUUGAGAGAUGAUCCACCUGCUAAACUUCUCUGGGACGUUGAACCACAAAUUCUCCAAAAUGUCUUUCUUGCUAUGGCAAGCAACUUUCCAAGAACUUUAGAGGCUCUUGUUCUACAUGUACUUUCACCAGUUGGAAUUGAGGUUCUUACUCGGAAAUUCGAUGAGAUGGACGAACAAGUUCUUGGGGAAGAUCGGAGUAAAUUCUAUGAGUCUUUCUACGGUGCAUUUGAUGAUCAAACUGCAGCAAUGAAUUCUAUUCUAAAGGGGAAGGAGCUAUUUACUCAACAGGCAUUUAAGAAUGUAUUGGACAAAUUUGUGGGGGUGAAUCUAGAAAGCUCAAAGCCAGGGUUCAGAUGAGAUGCUAAGAGAACUUUAUGGAUGAGUUGGCCCACCAAGGUAUCUCUGAAGAGCAAAUUGAUGCAUAUUUGAAACCAAAGCUUUUCUUUCUUGGAUAUGUACUUUUAUUUGUCAGUUUACAGUUCAAUGUAUGAUUAUUACACAUUUGAACUGUGUUUAGUGUUGUAUAGGUAGUAUCAGUUGUAUGUGCCCUAGCCCUUUUGUGAUUGAUACACUGAAUUAACUAAUCAAAUUGUAGUAUAUUGUAACGA
Messenger RNA from Lathyrus oleraceus (garden pea), 2113 nucleotides. RefSeq names its product lysine-specific demethylase JMJ31. The record is from RefSeq and is a predicted model, not a curated record. The transcript has 14 exons. The coding region runs from base 240 to 1862 and encodes 540 amino acids. NCBI's taxonomy places the organism in Eukaryota, Viridiplantae, Streptophyta, Magnoliopsida, Fabales, Fabaceae.